This is a messenger RNA of Loxodonta africana (African savanna elephant), 4450 nucleotides long. RefSeq names its product odr-4 GPCR localization factor homolog (gene ODR4). The record is from RefSeq and is a predicted model, not a curated record. Gene Ontology annotation, cellular component: endomembrane system. Lineage: Eukaryota; Metazoa; Chordata; Mammalia; Proboscidea; Elephantidae. The transcript has 14 exons. Bases 609 to 1979 code for a protein of 456 amino acids. Gene Ontology annotation, biological process: intracellular protein localization.
AUAGUGUUUCCCACAAUCCUUUCCAGGAGCCCAAUCCCGCACCGCCCAUUUCGGUUCCUCCUAUCUCCCCGCCCCCCGACACUCCUCGGCCGGUAUUAUGCCACUGUCCGCGCGGUGGCGCCACAAACGCACUUGUCAACCCGCGUACCUCCCUGAAGAGCUGGCCGGCCUUACCUUCAAAGCCCCGGGCUGUCAUGGGUCGCCCUCUUUGGCGGCUUCUAGACACCAAACCACUAGAGGGCAUCGGCCCCAGCAGGGCCCGACGGCGGGAGCCGGGCUACCGCCACGCUCUCUAUGGCGCCCGGAAGGGGGCGGAGUGGCGCCCGCAGUUGCUUUGGCAGAGGCAGUGCAGUGAAGGGAGGGGGUGGCUGUGCGUCAUCAGUCUGCGCUCCUGAACUCCCGAGACCCCGAGUUUGAGGUGGGAAGUGAGGUGUGGGAAGUUGGUCGCUUUCUGAUGAAUUCACUGGCUGUGAAACUGGAGGAGAAUCUGGCCCUUCCAAAACAAGCCCAUUGCCCUGAAGCCCCAACUGCGGCCGACGGACAGCUCGACGGGUUUAUCUGCCACGCACGCACAUUGUUAGAACAGGAGAUCGAGUUAGCACUCAAUAAUGGGAAGAACCUACAUUGUUGAAGAAGCUGUUGGCCAGUAUCUUUCAAACAUCAAUCUCCAAGGAAAGGCUUUUGUUUCUGGUCUUUUAAUAGGACAGUGUUCUUUACAAAAGGAUUAUGUGAUACUUGCCACUAGAACACCAUCCAAAGAGGAACAAAAUGAGAGCCUCAAACAUCCCAAAGAUAAGUCGGACAGCUUGGAUGAAGAAUGGGUCACAGAACAUGCCAACCAGGUAUCCAGAAUGCUACCAGGAGGACUUUUAGUUCUUGGAGUAUUUAUCAUUACAACUUUAGAACUGGCAAAUGAUUUUCAAAAUGCCCUACGCAGACUAGUCUUUGCUGUUGAAAAGUCUGUGAAUAAAAAGAAACUGUGGAGUUUCACAGAGGAGGAAGUCUCAGAACGAGUGACACUUCACCUUUGCUCCACUACAAAAAAAAUAUUUUGUCGAACUUAUGAUACCCGUGAUCCAAAGAGUUCAGCAAGACCAGCAGAUUGGAAGUACCAGAAUGGACUAUCAACUUCAUGGCUUUCCUUAGAGUGUACAGUUCACAUUAAUAUUCACAUUCCACUUUCUACUACUAAUGCCAGCUAUACUCUGGAGAAAAAUACAAAGAAUGGGCUUACACGCUGGGCCAAGCAAAUAGAAAAUGGUGUAUUUUUGAUUAAUGGCCAAGUUAAAGAUGAAGAUUGUGACCUAUUACAAGGACAGAAAAAAUCUUCUAGAGGAAAUGCUCAAGUGACUCGUCAGUCUUUUGAUGUCAGAGUUCUAACACAGUUGCUUCUGAAUUCAGACCACAGAUCCACAGCCGCAGUCCAGAUCUGCAGUGGUUCUAUCAACCUUAAGGGCGCUGUGAAAUGCAGAGCUUAUAUUCACAACAGUAAACCCAAGGUUAAAGAUGCCAUGCAGGCCAUAAAGAGAGAUAUAUUGAACACAGUUGCUGAUCGUUGUGAGAUACUAUUUGAGGACCUGCUUUUGAAUGAAAUUCCAGAAAAAAAAGUUAUGGAUUCUGAAAAAGAGUUCCACAUGCUCCCUCACCGAGUUUUUGUCCCCAUCCCUGGAUCCACUGUAAUGUUAUGUGAUUAUAAAUUUGAUGAUGAGUCAGCUGAAGAAAUCAGAGACCAUUUUAUAGAGAUGUUAGAUCAAAUAAUUCAAAUAGAAGAUUUAGAAAUUGCAGAGGAAAUAAACACAGCUUAUAUGAGUUCUUCCAUGGAUAGUGAAGCUUAUUUGGACAACACAGAUGAUGAACAACCAAAGCAACCAAUUAAAACUACAAUAAUAUUGAAAAUUCAGCAAAACAUAGGUGUGCUUACAGCCUUGGCAGUUGCAGUCCUGGCUGCGGGUGUCUCCUUUCAUUACUUCAGUGAUUAAAGUGAGGCCCAGAGAGCUUCCCGAUCACCCAGAGACUGAGCAACAAUUAUGGAUAAUAAAGAUGCAAAUAAUCGUCUGCACUUCAGACGAUAGCAAUCGUAUCCGCUGCCGUACAUGCCUGCCGGGCGCCGGGCGUGUUUCUGACAGAUGACGUCACCUGUUGCCUUGUGUAGGCCUGCUUAUAUUACAAGGUGCCCAGGUUACCAAAAAAGAGUUACACAUCUGGGUGGAAGCAGCACGUAACGAAUAAUUAUUAUCUAUUUUUAAAAAGCUUCACAAUAGGGGCAUAUUUUCAUAGAUUUUAGUUCUGUUGAUCUCAAUCUAACUUAGGACGUUGAAAAUUUGAAUAGUCAGGGUUGGCUCAACAUUUUAGUAAUAACAGAGCCCCAGGAGAAAUUUCUAUAGAGUGGAUCAACAAUGUGUCAGAUAACUUCAUAUUCAAGAACUUUUCUAGUAUACACUCAAUUCCAAGGUACUGUGUGUUUUGUUAUAAUAGAGGAUUAGGCAGUUUUUCUAGAGAAGUUUGAAUCAGCAAGGACUGACAUAAAUCAUGCAGUUUCCUAGAUUAGUAUAUCAUAACUUUUAAUAUAUUAAUAAGACUUUUGCUUCCAACAGUGUGUUAGCUUAGAUCCUGCAAAACAACUAGAUCUUGAAUAAAAUCUACCUUUGAGUGCAUUGCUAGGCUCAAAAAAAUCUGCGAGAACCAUAUCUUUAUUUUUCCCCAUCCCAGUUGGUAAAAGUGAAUGCUGCAGUUACGAUACAGAUGAACUGUGGUUGUGUGAGGGCCAGUGUCAAUAGCAGUACUGCCAUAUGCAGUUUGUUUUGGACCAGAAACAAGGAGAGAGACCUGAAUCUGAGACUCUGCCUUAAGCUGUUGAAGAAGGGCUUAAGUGGUUUAUAGUGCCAUAAAGGUCCUGCCAGAAGCAGAUAUUAAUUCUCUUAAGGGAAAAACAUUCUUAUUUAGCCAAUAGAUUCCCAUAGAUUAAAGUCAAGCAAUAUUUCAUGACUAGAGAUCACCAUGUACAAGCUGAAAAUAGCUGGCAUGAGAGAGAAGUAUAGAAACAACAAGCAUUAGAUUCAGUUCUCCAAGUUCACAUCACCAACACAAGCAGUAAAGGCUGGAUCCAGAGGCAGAUUUGAAAAAGAACCAAAUGCCACUUCUAGAAAUGAGAGAUAUGUUUAUUGAAAUUAAAAAAAAAAAAAACAUAUUGGAUAUCAUAUUAGAUUUGGCUGAAGAGAAAACUAGUAAACAGGAAUCUAGCUAUAAAGAAAUUACCCAGUGAACAGCACAGAAAAACGAAAAACUAUAAAAUAGUUAAAAAAAAAAAAAAAAAGAGAGAUACACAGAAAAGAGUUAUAAAAACUAGAGGUACUGGAAGGAGAGAAUAGAGAGAAUGAAUGGGGGAAAGUCAAUAUUUAAAGAGAUAAAAAUUGAGAGUUUUCUGUAUUUGGAAAAAUUCAUAAAUUCAGGAAGCACAGCAUAUCCCAAACACUUAUAUUAAAAAUACAUGCUUAGACCUAAUGUAGUGAAACUGCAAAUAACAAACACAAGAUUUUUAGAGCAACCAAAGAGGAAAAAGGAGCUCAUCAAUAAUGAUAUGACACCAAAAUACUCUGUAUGCUCCUCAGCAGCAGCAAUGUAUCCAAAAGAUAAGAGUAAUACCUUCAAAAUUCUAAAAAAAAAAAAUUCAGGUUUGAGUUUAUACCAAGAAAAAUUUAAAUAAAGAUAUGUUUGGGUGAAAAACAGGUUUUGCCGCCUCACACCUUCAUUAAAGAAACUGCGAAAGUAUGAUCUUCAAGAAGUACAAAAGUGACCCUAAAAGGAUGAUCUGAAAUCAAGGAACUAGUGAGGAAAUGAAAUGAUAAAUAUGUGUAAAUCUAAAGUAUUGUUUGUAUAAAACACCUAUAAUGAAAGUAGUAAAUAAGAACUAAAAUUGUUAAUUUAAAACUAAGUAAAUGUCACUAUUACACAGUAUUAAUGUGGAAUUUAAAAAUAAGGAUAUAAAUGAAAAUUUGGACAAUAGCUAUUAAGAUUGGAGGAGGGUGAUUGGAAUUAAAGUAUUCUGAGGUUUUGUUCAGAAAAUAGUUUAAGAUAUUGGUUAAAUUUGAUUAUGUUAAAUAUACAUAGUAAAAAUUCAAGGAUGGCUGUUAAGAGAAUAGAUACAGAAUGUAUAAUUCCAAAGGAAAAGAAGUUCUAAAAAAUGGAAUAACAAGACGAUAAUUCAAAACAAAAAAAAGAAAGUAACUGUAAGGGUAUAAAACAAAAUUAGAAAAUAAAUGAUACUAACAAAUCCAACAAUAUUAAUAAUUAAAACAAAUAUUAAUAGACUAAAGUACCCAGCUAAAUGACAGAUUUUCAUAUUAGAAGUUUUUAAAUUAAUUGUGUGUACUUAAAAGAAAAACAAAGCAAGGGCAUGGAGAGAUUUAAGGUAAAAAAAAAAAAAAGGCUUUAGGUAAAUACCAAAAGAAAA